Alosa sapidissima (American shad) is the source of this 2247-nucleotide messenger RNA. It is a transcript of the gene hal, whose product is annotated as histidine ammonia-lyase. The record is from RefSeq and is a predicted model, not a curated record. The coding region runs from base 45 to 2009 and encodes 654 amino acids. NCBI's taxonomy places the organism in Eukaryota, Metazoa, Chordata, Actinopteri, Clupeiformes, Clupeidae. Gene Ontology annotation, cellular component: cytoplasm. Gene Ontology annotation, biological process: L-histidine catabolic process. Gene Ontology annotation, molecular function: histidine ammonia-lyase activity. The transcript has 20 exons.
AUAGUCUUUAUCAGCAUCAGAAGAAGCUUACUAUCUGGACCAGAAUGCCUCGUAUUACUGUACAUAUUAGGGAUGAAUGGUUGAUGGUGCCAUGCAGAGACACCACAUGUACCAUACAGUGGUUGGGACUCGAGGCUUUGAAACGCUAUGUGAAGAACAAGCCAGAUAAUGGGGGAUUUAUGUCGCCUAAAGACAUUAAUUUUGUUGUAAGGAGGUGUCAAGGCCUUGGGCUGUUGGAUUCCGAUGAUACUAUUGAGGAUGUUCUUGAGGAUAAUGACUUUGUGGAACUUGCCAUUGAAGGAGAAUCUAUGUCCCCUGACUUCAUCCAGUGCCAGCCAGGAGUAUCGCACUUAACAGCUGUGUACAGAGAACCUGAUGAUUACUUAGCCCUUGAUGGUAACAGCCUAACCUCUACAGAUCUAGUUAAUUUGGGGAAGGGUCUCUACAAGAUCAAGUUGACCAAGGAGGCAGAACAAAAAGUUGUGCAAGCAAGAGAGCUAUUGGACACAAUUGUGAAGGAGAACAGAAUUGUGUAUGGAAUAACAACUGGUUUUGGGAAAUUUGCACGCACUGUCAUCCCUGUGCCCAAACUUAAAGAACUCCAAGAAAAUCUUGUGAGAUCACACUCUGCUGGUGUGGGGAGUCCUCUAAGUCCAGAAAGGACACGCAUGUUGCUUGCUCUCAGAAUCAAUGUCCUGGCAAAAGGGUACAGCGGCAUCUCCCUGGAAACUCUCCAUGCAAUGGUUCAGGCUUUCAACGCAUCUUGCCUGUCGUUUGUUCCCGAAAAGGGUACAGUUGGUGCAAGUGGAGAUCUGGCUCCUCUCUCCCAUUUGGCAUUAGGCCUCAUGGGAGAGGGGAAGAUGUGGUCUCCCAAAAGUGGAUGGGCUGAUGCUAAAUAUGUACUUGAGGCUCAUGGACUGAAGCCUGUAUCACUGAAGCCAAAAGAGGGUUUAGCUCUCAUCAACGGGACCCAGAUGAUCACUUCCCUUGGGGCAGAGGCUGUGGAGAGGGCAGAGGCUAUUGCCAGACAGGCGGACAUCAUUGCUGCUCUCACACUGGAGGUUUUGAAAGGAACCACCAAGGCCUUUGAUAGUGACAUCCAUAAGCUGCGUCCCCAUCCAGGACAAACUCAGGUGGCGCUGCGUUUCCGCUCUCUCCUGGACUCUGACCACCAUCCCUCUGAAAUUGCAGAGUCUCAUCGAUUCUGUGACAGGGUCCAGGAUGCAUACACUAUGCGUUGUUGUCCACAGGUUCAUGGUGUUGUUAAUGACACAAUUGACUUCGCCAAGAACAUUAUCAACACAGAAAUCAACAGUGCUACAGACAACCCUAUGGUAUUUUCUGAGAGAGGAGAGACCAUCUCUGGUGGGAAUUUCCAUGGAGAAUAUCCAGCAAAGGCGCUGGACUACUUGGCCAUUGGCAUUCAUGAACUGGCCUCAAUCAGCGAGCGAAGGAUCGAGCGCUUGUGUAACCCCUCACUCAGCGAGCUCCCUGCCUUCCUAGUCAGCGAGGGGGGCCUGAACUCAGGGUUCAUGAUUGCACAUUGCACUGCCGCGUCCCUCGUGUCAGAGAACAAGGUCCUGUGUCACCCGUCGUCUGUGGACUCGUUGUCAACAAGCGCUGCCACGGAGGACCACGUGUCCAUGGGGGGCUGGGCCGCCAGGAAAGCCCUGCGGGUGGUGGAGAACGUGGAGCAAGUGCUUGCCAUUGAGUUACUUGCAGCCUGCCAGGGUAUUGAGUUCCUACGCCCCCUGCGAACUACAACACCAUUGGAGAGGGUGUACGACCUUGUGCGUAGCAAAGUCAAGCCAUGGAUGAAAGACAGAUUCAUGGCUCCUGACAUUGAGGCUACCCACCGGCUCCUGCUUGAUCAGAAGGUAUGGCAAAUUGCUAAGCCUUACAUUGACAAAUAUCACAUGGAGCACUUCCCAGAGUCUCGCCCCAGCUCACCAACAGCCUUCUCCUUGGAAUCCCCAGCAUCCCCGAGGAAGCGAGUCCGUCUCGAGUGACGGGAUAUUUGCCAGGCUUCUUUUCAAUACAAUUUCUAUACUAUGGAACUGAAAGAUGCAAAAUUGUUAUACGUGGUAUAUGAAAAGUGUUGAUAGAAUAUGGUUGGAAUAUGUUUUUACAAUGUUAAUUAUAUUUUGAUUAGGCUAAUCAUAUUACUAAUUUGCCUUAGUCAGAGGGUAUUCUGUUAAUUAAAAAUAUAUUAAAGGUAUCUAAUAAAGUUUUUUUUUUGCUACUGGG